This is a messenger RNA of Arabidopsis arenosa, 1104 nucleotides long. The record is from the annotation of a GenBank genome assembly. NCBI's taxonomy places the organism in Eukaryota, Viridiplantae, Streptophyta, Magnoliopsida, Brassicales, Brassicaceae.
GCAGUCAGAUUCUUCGAAUUUGAUAUUUGGGAAACUUGCAAUCCGAUUCUGUGAUCAGUGUUUUGCCUUCGAUUCGGUUUUCAUAAAUGGAGUUUGUUGUUGAAGAAGGAAAGCUAGUGAAUGAAGAUUGCUCGACUUUAGUUCUCCCUGCAUUGUCAAUUGGGAAUGUGGGGCAGCUCGCGGUUGAUCUUCUAGUGUCAUCUACUGGUGCAGAGAGAGUUGGUUAUCUCGAUGAUCCAAAUCUGCUUCCUUGUGUUGGAAAUGACGCUUAUGGCCCUCUUCCUUGUGGCGAUAUCGCCCUUCCUCUUGAGGUUUAUGAGUCAUCUUCAAUUGCUACUACUCUUGCUCAGCAACGGUCUCCAGUUGCAAAGGGAAUGAUGAUUAAAUUUGCGGAGAAUAUAGCCGAUUUUGCUGCCUCAAGUGGAAAGAAGCACGUUAUUGUGUUAUCGAGUUUAGACUUCCAAAGGCUGCAUAACUUGGAUUUGUCGAGAGGCCCACAGGUGUAUUAUCUGUCUAACGCCGAAUCUGAUGGAAGAGAUGAUCACUGUGAAAGGCUUGGAUUUGGAAGAUUGCGCGAGUAUGAUUCAGAAGGAAGAUGUUGGAAGUACCUUAGCUCUGUCUUUGAGAAGAACAGUGAAGAAGAGCUGACUUUCCCUUCAGAAGAUGAACUUGAAGACAUAGACUACUAUCCAAGCUUGCCAUUUGCAGCUCUGUUCUCAGCUUUUAAGGCAAGAGGCUUGAAGGUGACAUGCCUGCUAUGUUACUGUUCUGAAGGAGACAACAUUCCUGAAGCAUUUCUUCUAGCCGAGGCUGCAUCUAAGCUUACGGGUCUGACUCCUGACAAGUUCCACGGGGAAGAAGGUGGGAAAUGGCGGAUACCGUAUUCAUGGAAGAGUAUGUAUGGAGCUCCUCCAGAUAUGUCCAUGUUUUAAGACUGUUGUUGAGCUCACAGAGUCAGACACCGAGGUUGUUGUAGUAGUAAAAUUAUGAUCCAAUGAGAAGUUUAUGAACAUUUGAGAUGGUUUAAUUGGAUAGAGACGCCUCUUUUUUUCUCAGUUUUUCAUCAUCAAAUCUGUUACUGUAUAACAAAACAUAACAAGUAGA